Psylliodes chrysocephalus is the source of this 1028-nucleotide messenger RNA. NCBI's taxonomy places the organism in Eukaryota, Metazoa, Arthropoda, Insecta, Coleoptera, Chrysomelidae. The record is from the annotation of a GenBank genome assembly.
AUGGCUUUUCAAAUUCAUCAAGAUUUUCGGAAGCGAGGUCGGAAUAAUAUAAUAAAAAACGUUACAUUUGAACAGAAUCUUCAAAAACCAAUAUCGAAAAUACCGAUUAUAAAAGAAAUAUCAUUGAAAGGUGAUAAAAAUUGUGUAUUAGAAAAGAAAAGUUUCUUAGACAAUCGCGAAGUGCUUCGACAAAAAGAAAAUAAUGUUCUUAACAAAUCAAAAAUAAAAACCGAAGAUCCAUCGGAAUUCAAUUCAAAAGAGGAAAAACAUGUCAAGGAUCUACUUCCUACUCUUGUUGAAGAACCAUUUUUGCCAAUCGAAAAAGAAAAUAGGUUGAUAGACGAUGACCCAAAAAAAGAAAGUUUUCCAUUAAGUCUUCUGUACAAUGUGGAAUACAGAGAGGAAAUCAGGGCUUACCUCAGCAAGUUAGAAAAAACCGUGCCCCUACCAAAUCCUUCAUACAUGAAAAAACAAACAGAAAUCAACUGGGAAUCUAGAAGUAUUUUAGUAGAUUGGUUAGCUAAUGUCAGCGAGAAUUUCAGUUUUUGCCAUGAAUCCUUCCAUUUAGGCGUUGGUUACAUCGAUCGGUUUUUGGAAAAAAUUUGUGUUGCCAGAAACAAAUUUCAGUUAGUUGGAGCAGCUGCAAUGAUGCUAGCUACUAAAAUGGAGGAAUACUAUCCGAUUGAUGCCAAGGAAUGGGCAAGUCUAACUGAAAAUACUUUUUCGUCAAAACAGGUACUUUUAAUGGAGCAGGUUAUCUUAAAAGUAUUGAAGUUUAGAAUGCAGGUACCAACCAUUAACAAUUAUAUUCAGAUGUUCUCAACUGAGCACAAGAUGGAUGACACGACAAUGAAUUUGGCUAUGUACAUCAGUGAAUUAGUUCUUUUGGAAGGCAACGAUUAUCUGAAUCUACUUCCAUCCAAAUUGGCAGCCGCUUGUGUAGCGUUGGCUCGCUACACUUUGUGGAAGCGCAUUACGUGGCCAAAGAGGUUGAAAAAAGUUAGUGGAUACUCCUUGAAAGAUCUCAG